Scaptodrosophila lebanonensis is the source of this 1355-nucleotide messenger RNA. It is a transcript of the gene Zfrp8, whose product is annotated as programmed cell death protein 2. NCBI's taxonomy places the organism in Eukaryota, Metazoa, Arthropoda, Insecta, Diptera, Drosophilidae. The record is from RefSeq and is a predicted model, not a curated record. Gene Ontology annotation, cellular component: cytoplasm; nucleus. The coding region runs from base 170 to 1231 and encodes 353 amino acids. The transcript has 4 exons.
GCAACAAAAAUUACAAAAUUCCAGAUCCAAUGGUGAAACGUGCAAAUUAUCAUCUCUAAAUAUCAUGGAAUAAUAUCGAUUUUUAUCUUAUCAAAUAUAUUCUAUCAAAGCAAAAUAUAUAUCGAUAUUUUAUUUUCAACCCUACUGCACGCGGGCAUAAAUAUAAAUAAUGGACAUUGAUUUGGGGUUUGCUGAAAAAGCGAGAUCGACCGCCUGGCUGAGCAAUCGUUAUUUUCCGAGUAAAUUAGGGGGCCGACCCGCUUGGCUAGAGCUCGAAGAUCUGCCGGGAAUCUCAACUUUGCUGUGCAACAAGUGCCGAGCACCAAAAUCCUUUCUCUGCCAAUUAUAUGCUCCUUACGAUGAUAUUUUUAAUUUCCAUCGCACCAUUUACGUCUUUGUAUGUCGUAACGCCGAUUGCCAGGAGGCCAACAAGGCCAACAAUAUAACCGCAUUGCGCGCACAGUUGCCUAGGAAAAACAAAUUUUAUUCAGAGGAGGAGCCUUCUGAAGAUGGCGAGCCGCUGCCAGCUAUACAAUGUCUCAAAAAAUUGUGUGCUGCCUGUGGAUGCUACGCCCCACACACUUGCAGUCGCUGCAAAUCGAUUAACUACUGCUCAUCCGCUCACCAACGAGCUCACUGGUCACAACAUAAGCCUGACUGUGGUACUAUCACGACGAUAUCUGGUAGCCAAAGCCAGUUAGAAGACAUUGUAUUUCCAGAAUAUGAAAUCGUCAUGGAUAGCAAUCCAACAGACGGGAAAAACGAGAGCAAUGAAGAAGACGGAGAACAGGAGCGUGCUCGCUUAGCAGAAUUUGAGGACCUAGCUGCCAGUGGCAAGACUGGCGAGCUAAAGGAUGUUUCCGAAGCUGAGCUGGACAAGUACUUUGGUAGUUCCGCGGCUGUGGAUGAUAAAACAUUUCGCAUUUUUAAAAUGGAAAUUGCUGCCGAACCGGAGCAGAUUGUACGUUACAAGCGUGGCGGCACGCCCCUGUGGAUUGCAAACACGACCGGUACUGUGGACAGUCAAUUGCAGUCGGUGCCAAACUGCUCACAAUGUGGAGGACCGCGUCAGUUCGAGUUCCAAAUAAUGCCUCAAACUUUAGUAAUACUGAAGGAUGACCGCCUGGACUGGGGUGUAAUAGCAAUCUACACAUGCACCACCAGCUGCGAUAUUAAGGGUUAUGUAGAGGAGCAUGUUAUAAAACAAGAUAUAGUCGAUAAACAGUCUUAGAAGAAAUGCAUACAAACAAUUUAAUUUGUAAAUUACGAAACAGCAAUAAUUAGACAAAUCCAAGAGAAAGAUGAUGUAGACUCCCGUUUGUUAAAUACAUUAGCACGAUGCUAUUUGAGCUUAA